Messenger RNA from Nicotiana tabacum (common tobacco), 1183 nucleotides. Its product is annotated as myb family transcription factor PHL8-like. Gene Ontology annotation, molecular function: DNA binding; DNA-binding transcription factor activity. NCBI's taxonomy places the organism in Eukaryota, Viridiplantae, Streptophyta, Magnoliopsida, Solanales, Solanaceae. The record is from RefSeq and is a predicted model, not a curated record.
AUGUUUCUAGCCACUACCUACUGUACUUUCACUAAGUUGUUACUACCAAAAUCAUGGGUCUUCAAAAUGUAGAAAGUGAAGAUAUGAGGUUGGUUUUGUCAAGAGAUGCCAAACCUAGGCUGAAAUGGACACCAUUACUCCACCAACGAUUCGUCGAUUCAGUCACUCAGCUUGGAGGUGCAGACAAGGCCACACCAAAAUCUUUGAAGAGUGUAAUGAACAUUCACGGGCUUACUUUGUAUCACCUCAAGAGCCAUUUGCAGAAAUAUCGACUGGCGAAAAGUCAACUAGCCCAAUCCGACCACAAAAACAGACAAGAGAACAACUUGGAGUCUGCAAUAGCACAUAACAGACCAAAAGAAGAUGAAAAUUCAAGGAAUUACUUUGGUGCAGCGCUUAGACAAAAGCAGAGUAGGGAUAUUCGUGAUGCAGCACAAAUUCAGAUGAAUGACUUGCAAAUAGCUCGCGCUUUAAAAGUGCAAAUGGAGGUGCAGAGGAAACUUCAUGAACAAAUUGAGGUACAAAGACAUUUACAACUGAGAAUUGAAGCUCAAGGAAAGUAUUUGCAAUUAGUUUUGAUGAAAGCACAGGAAACAGUUGCAAGAUAUGCUUCUUCUGAUGAACUUGCCAAAGCUGAACUCUCUCAAUUCGUUUCGAUGGUUAACAAAUGUUGUCCAAGUUCUUCAAUGUCAGCAGUAACUAAAAUCGAUGGCUCAAUCUCAAAAGAUAGAGACAGAAGAAAUUCUCCAAGUUCUUCAUUAUCAACAUUAACUAAAAUUGAUGAUUCAAUCACAAAAGAGGUAGGCACAUUAAUGAAGAGAAAUUCCAGUAUUCUGUCAUUGAAUCCAGGGGAUGGGAGUGGCUCGAACGCUGAAGCAAAAAUAAGCAAGAAGAGCAGAACCAAUAUUUGCAAUGAGAAUUGGAUUGAAGAACCAUCUGGGAAAAUACGUGACACUCAGAGAACUAAUGAGCAAUUCGUCGAGACAUUUGAUUUGAAUAGCCAGUGUAUCAAUGACUUUGAUACUGGUCCAGAAGUAAUAGACUUUAUUGGCAGAUGCUUCUAAAGCUUAUGAUUUGCCAUAAAAUUACUGAUAUAUACUACAACUAGUAUGUUUGUUUAUAGAAAUAUUUCUAUGUAUAUUAUUGUUGUGUAUGAAACUGAAAAAACUUCUAUAGUAUAUCC